Messenger RNA from Eremothecium sinecaudum, 726 nucleotides. RefSeq names its product HFL326Wp. Gene Ontology annotation, cellular component: cellular bud neck; fungal-type vacuole. NCBI's taxonomy places the organism in Eukaryota, Fungi, Ascomycota, Saccharomycetes, Saccharomycetales, Saccharomycetaceae. The record is from RefSeq and is a predicted model, not a curated record. The coding region runs from base 1 to 726 and encodes 241 amino acids. The transcript has a single exon.
AUGGAAGCUAUUGGUGUACUAAACGAGCUGACAACUCCUUCAACUAAUGAGAAUCCGGAAUUUAUUCCAACAAAUAUAGCUCCCGAAAUAACACCUCCAAAUGCAGAUCUUAACCCUAAUAUCUGGAAGUCAAGCAAACCACCAGGAACUGUAUUCAUUCUAGUUGGGGCUGCAUCUAUAGCUAUCUUUAUUGCUCUAAUUGCAUGGUAUGUCAUUACGGAACACAUAUCUCGACGUGACACUAAGAAGUUACUAUAUGAGAGCGAGGAAAAGGGAUUCGAUGACGCAUUUUCUACCGAUAAUGAGCUUUUUGAUGGGCGAGAGCAGCCAGUAAAGCCUCCUGUAUAUCCAGAGAUGAAGCCUAAACUUUUAAUGGACCAGACCUUGCAGGCCGGGCAGCUCUUUGGCGUCAGUCAGAAUACACCACUAGAAAGAUUGCCCGUUCCAGAAGAUGAUAAAUGGCUUGAAGGUCAGCGUAAGUCAAUGUACAUAUCUCCUACAAUUGAAGUUAUGAAUCAGAAACGUAUGCAUGUACAUUCUCUAUAUGAUAGACCAACUUCUAUGACAUCUAUCGAUGAUCAAUCGUACCAACAGCGAGAAAUUGCUACAGCAGCCCCGCUGAUGGGAGGACCUGGAGAUUGGUCGGCCAAAAGCCGUAACAAGAACAGGUACGCUAUGAAUCUACCAUUUGAUGCCUACACAAACGGGAUCAGUGCCUUAACAUGA